Benincasa hispida (wax gourd) is the source of this 2210-nucleotide messenger RNA. Its product is annotated as putative protein phosphatase 2C 80. Gene Ontology annotation, biological process: protein dephosphorylation. Gene Ontology annotation, cellular component: chloroplast. The record is from RefSeq and is a predicted model, not a curated record. Lineage: Eukaryota; Viridiplantae; Streptophyta; Magnoliopsida; Cucurbitales; Cucurbitaceae. Gene Ontology annotation, molecular function: protein serine/threonine phosphatase activity.
UUUGAGAAAUUUGUGAACCCUACACAGAAAACUGGAGGAGGUUUUGAAUUGGCGUUCAUCAUCCAUUUCGGAGCUCCUUUGGCGCUCGUUUCACUUCCUAGGGUUUAUCCUCUUCCAAUUACUUCCAGUUUUUCCUUCUCAGGCCACCGAUUUUCCUUUAUUAGACGCUACUUUUGCUAAUCUCCAGUAGAUGCAGUUUCCUCCAACUUCGCCCCGCUCCUCAUAUUAUCGUCAACCAUCAACUCGCUUUCUCAUCCAUUGUUUACAGAGAUACCGGGUUGUUUCAGCUGCGUUCUGUGGAGGACUUUUCAGAUAGAAAGUUUGUUACUUUGGUUGGUUGUAGAUGAAUUGGGAGUGAUGAAACUUUACAAUCUGUAUGGUAUUUUAGGUUCUACAUUGAUUGAGACAGUCUCCGAGUCAAAAGCAUUUCCUAAAAGGGACUAAGAUGCAAACAAGAUCUGUUUUGAGGCUUAAUACUACUAUAUACUCUGGUGUUCAGAAAGCAAUAGCUGCUGGACAUCAAAGUGGACUGCGCUAUAUAAACAAUUUCUUUCUUGGACGAGGGGAAUUGUUGACGAAGGAUUGCCGGUUUUCUAAUUCCUUGCCAUAUUCCACAUUUUCAAUGUCAAAUACUUUGAAUUUUUCACCAAGAUUCCCUUCCAACAGAAAGUCUAUGGCUGCUUCUAGUGCUAAAUCUGUUUCUGGAGAUGGCUUUAUUGAAAAUUUAGUCACAAACCGUGGAAAUGCUUUAGAGCUUGCAACACCUGUGGUGGGAGUGUUAAACCAUAGAAGUUAUAAGAAUUUCCAGAAAGCUCGAAUGAGUUUGAGAAGGAAACAAGCACCCAAUAAUUGUCUAAUCUCUCGGAGCAAUUCAAUUGAUGCAAUGCAUGUUAAGGGAAACUGCUUUCUGCAAGUCGGGUUGACAAAUCUUCAUGCCUUAUCUCAUGCAUGCUAUGCUGCUGGGGCUGCUAAUUCUCCAGCUUUUGACAGCAACUCUCGUGAUGAACAGUUCACAAAUUCAACCACUUUGUCAAGCAAAGGUUUAUUAGACGAAAGAACUUUGAAGCUGCAUUCAGGAUCAUGCUAUCUUCCCCAUCCGGCGAAAGAAGAGACAGGAGGAGAGGAUUCUCAUUUUAUUUGUGUGGAUGAACAUGUAGUUGGUGUUGCGGAUGGUGUAGGUGGUUGGGCAGAUGUUGGCAUUGAUGCUGGGAAGUUUGCUCGUGAACUUAUGUCAAACUCGAUAAAUGCCAUACAGGAGCAGCCUGGGGACUCAGUUGACCCUGCCAAGGUGUUAGAGAAAGCUCAUUCAGGCACUACAGCUAAGGGUUCUUCAACAGCCUGCAUCAUUUCUCUUUCUGAAAAGGGACUCCAUGCUAUUAAUCUGGGGGAUAGUGGAUUCAUAGUUAUAAGAGAUGGAAGCACUAUUUUCAGAUCUCCCGUUCAGCAACAUGGCUUCAAUUUUACUUAUCAGUUGGAGAGCGGCAGUGGUGGUGAUUUACCCAGCUCUGGAGAGGUUUUCAUGAUACCUGUUGCACCGGGGGAUGUCAUAGUUGCUGGAACAGAUGGCUUAUUCGACAAUCUAUACAGUAAUGAGAUUUCAGCUGUUGUAGUUAAUGCAGUUAGAUCUGGGUUGGAACCCGAAGUAACUGCACAAAAGAUAGCUGCUUUAGCACGCCAAAGAGCACUGGAUCGGAACCGGCAGACCCCAUUUUCUGCUGCUGCCCAAGAGGCUGGUUAUCGCUACUACGGUGGUAAGCUGGAUGAUAUCACCGUUGUUGUCUCGUAUAUAACAAGUUCUACAAGUACAUGAUUUUCUCUCCACUCCAAUUAAGUGCAAUCUGAAGAGCCUGAAUGAAGUGUAUUUUAGUGUAACUUAAUGGUGGUGAUUGUGAGGAUUGACAAUCUUUGUUCCCAGUUUUUCCAUGGAGUGCAGUUGACGAAGCUGUAGAAUGGUUUUUUCAUCAAUCAUCGUUCACAACCUUCCUGAGGUUUCUGUAAACUCCUAUCACUUUGUACUCCUGUUUUAGAAACAGCCUUUAGGCAAAUGAUAGAUGUUACUUUCGAUUCUUAAGUAAAGAAACAGCAGCAGCGCCCCACUGAUUGCUACAAUCUCUUCACGUUCUUGCAUCCAGUGAAUGAAUAUACUCGAUUAAGUGAUAAAUAUUUGUUGUGGUUGUGAAAUAAUAACUUGCCUGUACUAUAUUUUUGUU